AUGGCUGGUGGUGAAGACUGGGUUUUUGGUCUUAUUGGUGCUCCCCCUCAACCCCCGGCCUACCCGAAUCGAUCUCCUGCUACUCCAGCACAUGGGACCCACCCUGUGGGGACCUACGAGAGUAACGAACGUUCAGACUCUGUUAGCACUAUCGAGUUCUACGAGAACCUGCUUCUGAUGAGUUUGACUAUCAAGCUCGGUAGCUGCACUGCUUCUGUUCAGAACAUUCCCUAUCACGUUGGCCGUGUUCGCAAUCAUGAGGGACACUAUAUCGACGAUAAGCUCUACGUGGGACCCGACUUCAGCGAAACAGAUUUCACGACACAA
This is a messenger RNA of Perkinsus marinus ATCC 50983, 327 nucleotides long. RefSeq lists its product as hypothetical. NCBI's taxonomy places the organism in Eukaryota, Perkinsozoa, Perkinsida, Perkinsidae. The transcript has a single exon. The record is from RefSeq and is a predicted model, not a curated record. The annotation marks the transcript as partial.